AUGUCUCGCCCAAGCACAGCAGACAGCAACGCCUCGUUCUCCCGCACCUCAGGCGACCACCUCCAACGCACCGAGAGCCCUCUCCAAAUGACAUCCAGCUCUCGUCGCAACAGCCCGACAUACUCGAACCGCACCUCAGGCUCCUACAGCUCCCGCAAGAGCGAGGAUCGCCGCCGCUAUGACAACACCGUCUACCACUAUGGCCGGCACUCGAACUACUGGCUCUUUGGAGGGUUCAGCGUGCGCGACACAGUCCGCGACGGCGUUGACUGGAUCCGCCAGCAGAAGAAGGGUUGA
Messenger RNA from Aspergillus calidoustus, 297 nucleotides. NCBI's taxonomy places the organism in Eukaryota, Fungi, Ascomycota, Eurotiomycetes, Eurotiales, Aspergillaceae. The record is from the annotation of a GenBank genome assembly.